Molecule: messenger RNA, 13327 nt
Organism: Salvelinus fontinalis (brook trout)
Lineage: Eukaryota; Metazoa; Chordata; Actinopteri; Salmoniformes; Salmonidae
Product: leucine-rich repeat and immunoglobulin-like domain-containing nogo receptor-interacting protein 3
Exons: 4
Coding region: 1085-2953 (622 amino acids)
Molecular function (GO): protein binding
Source: RefSeq, a predicted model, not a curated record
CUGAGCCCAACAGUAGCGAUAGACAGAGACAUUUAGACAGUUAGUGGCGAGAGAGAGAGAGAGAGAGAGACAGAGAGAGAGACAGAGAGAGGGAGAGAGAGAUAUAGAGAGAGUGCGAUGAAGAGAGAGAGAGGGAAAGAGGGAGAGAGAGAUUAAGAGAGAGGGAGAUAAUAGAGUUUAUCUUUGCCACUUGCUUUGGCAAUGUAAACAUAUGUUUCCCAUGCCAAUAAAGCCCAUUGAAUUGAAUUGAAUUGAAAGAGGGAGAUAGAGAGAGCAAGAGAGAGAAAGAGGCGGAGAGAGCGUGAGAGAGAAGUCGGAGAGGGAGACAGAGGCAAAGAGAGAGUGAGAGAGAAAGAAAGAAAUAUCGAGAGAGGAAGAAAGAGCAGGGAGAUAGCGAGAGAAAGAGAAGGGAGAGAGAAAGAGAAGGGAGAGUGCGAGAGCGAGUGAGACGCUGACACAGAGAGACGCACCCUCUAAAAGAGGCAGAGUCAACAGCUACAGCAACAGAGCUCCCUUUCUCUCUCACACACAGACAGAGAACCAGACCCAUUCCAGGGGAGACGGUGAGCACACACCCCCACUGAGAAGCACCGUCUCUUGGGAGGAGAUCCCACACCCCACCCCUCCUCCGUCUGUGUGUUUUUGCAAAAGAACUGGAAGAGAGACGUAGAAGAGAGUGAAGGAAGGAGGGAUGAGUGGCUUGUUUCGCACAGCUGCUGAUGCUAGAGGCUGAGAACGAGGGACGCUGACGAAGAGAAAGAGAACAAGGGAUCUGAAGACCAGAGGAUUGGAGGAGAGGAAGACUGGCACGUGUAGAGCUUCUCAAACAUAUGGACAGAGACAAGAGAGGGACACGGUGUCGGGGAACACACACACACACACACACACACACACACAUCACACGCACAAACAUCACAUCACACACACAUCACAUCACACACACACACAGGCACCGAUGAGGAGGGAACAGGGACCAAGCUUCAGUCCUGGGUGUGUGGUAAACUGACCUGGCCUGUGAUAGGCUAGGAGUCAGCACUGACCCAGCCUGUGAUAGGCUAGGAGUCAGAUCAGGACCACCAGGGCCAUGACUGGCUCCCCGGGCAUCAGUGGGCAGUCCCUGUCGCCAUGGCGGUGGCUGAGUCUCUGGGGGCCGGUCCUGCUGCUAGUUACCAUGACAACCCUACUGCCAGGUCGUUGCCAGGCAUGCCCUCCACGGUGCGAGUGCUCGGCCCAAAUCCGGUCCGUCUUGUGCCAGCGACGGCGGCUCACCGGCAUCCCAGAGGGCAUCCCCACGGAAACUCGCCUCCUGGACCUCAGCCGGAACCGUCUCCGCUGGGUGGAGAUGGGUGACCUGGCGCCGUAUCCGCACCUUGAAGAAGUGGACCUGAGUGAGAACCUCAUUGCCACACUGGAGCCCAACGCGUUCGCCAACCUGCAGAGCCUCCGGGUGUUACGGCUGAGGGCGAACCAGCUGAAGCUUGUACCCAUGGGGGCCUUCGCCAAGCUGGGCAACCUGACCACGCUGGACCUGAGUGAGAACAAGCUGGUGAUUCUGUUGGACUACACCUUCCAGGACCUGAGGAGUCUAAGACACCUGGAGGUGGGAGACAAUGACCUGGUCUACAUCUCUCAUGAGGCCUUCUCUGGCCUGUUAGGGGUGGAGGAUCUGACCAUUGAACGCUGUAACCUGACUUCCAUAUCUGGCCAGACGCUGUCUUACCUACGCAGCCUGGUCACUUUGCGACUACGCCAGCUCAGCAUCCCCGCCCUGGAGGACCAGAACUUCCGUAAGCUGGCCAACCUGCGGGUACUGGAGAUUGACAACUGGCCCUACCUGGAAUACAUCUCCCCCCUGAGCUUCCAGGGUCUGGACCUGUACUGGCUGUCCAUCACCAACAGCAAUAUCACCUCCGUCCCCUCGUCCUCCUUCCGAAACCUGAUCCACCUCACCCAUCUCAACCUCUCCUACAACCCCAUCACUACCCUGGAGCCUUGGGCCUUCAGGGACCUGCUGAGGCUCAAAGAGCUGAUCAUGGUGAACACGGGCCUGGCUACGGUGGAGCCCCACUCCCUGGGAGGCCUCAGACAGAUCCGGGUCCUCAACUUCUCCUCCAAUGACCUCCAGACCCUGGAGGAGGGAUCGUUCCACUCUGUCAACAGCCUGGAGACGCUGCGGGUGGAUGGGAACCCGCUGCUGUGUGACUGUCGUUUGUUGUGGAUCCUGCAGAGACGCAAGACCCUCAACUUUGACGGCAGGGUGCCUGUGUGCGCUGGGCCGGUGGAGGUGCAGGGGAACAGCCUCAGCACCUUCACCGACUCAGCGCUCUUUGAUCACUUCACCUGCCAGAAGCCCAAGAUACGCAACCGCAAGCUUCAACAAGUGACGGCUCGUGAGGGCCAGCCAGUGAGUUUCCUCUGCAGUGCCGUGGGAGAGCCCGCCCCCAACAUCAUGUGGAUCUCUCCUCAGCGCCGACUAAUCACAGCCAAGAGCAAUGGCCGCAUCACCGUCCUCCCAGGAGGGACGUUAGAGAUCCGCUAUGCCCAGGUCACCGACAGCGGCACCUACAUGUGCAUCGCCAGCAAUGCCGGGGGAAAUGACACUUACUUUGCGAUGCUCACGGUCCGGGGCGCGCCGCUGGAUGCCUCGUCGGCCUUCUUCGCCAACCGCUCGAUGUACGGCGGCGACUUCUUCAACGACACAAACCUGAAUAGCACUCGCGUCUUCCUCAAGUUCACCCUGGACCUGACCACCAUACUGGUCUCCACAGCGAUGGGCUGCAUCACCUUCCUGGGCGUGGUGCUCUUCUGUUUCCUGUUGUUGUUUGCAUGGAGCCGGGGGCGGGGUCAGCGUAAGAACAACUUCACCGUCGAGACCCCUUUCCGGAAGGCCGAGGGGCCGGCAGCGGUGGGUGGCGCCGGAGGGGCCCGGAAAUUCAACAUGAAGAUGAUAUGAUACAACGCAGCCAGGGGUCACUCGGGAGAGGCAUAAGCACGUCCUGGAAACGUGUUUGACAAGACACACAUAAUGCUGAAUCGCAGAGUAAAUAAAUAAAUAAUAAAUAAAAUGCAUACAGUAUUCACACAUGGCUGGUAUUCACCAGGACCAGAUUCGGUUUGAGUGGAAAAAAACAUGAUGCCCUUUGACCUCACGGCCUCCUACUGGUUUUACUCCUACUGGUGGUACAACGUUCUGUUUAUAUUUUCAGACAAAUAUAACAUUGUCAUUAACCAGGUUUCCAUCCAACCCGUUUAUGUGAGUAAAGUACAUGUCGGAUAAAAAAUGUCAUGCCAGGCCUGAUGGAAACAGAACAUUUGUUGGUUUCGAAAUUUCCAAAUGUAGACAAAACUAAAUGCGCUAGAUGAGGUGGGAUCUUUUGUGUCUGAGUCACGCGAUGACAUGUUGUGUGGUCCUCCCAGUACUACUCGUCAGGAAAGAACGCAGUUUAUUAGGCUACAGAUGAAAUAAAUUAUAAAUGAUGAUGAACUUCACAGGGUGGUGAAAGUGCACGGUGAUGAACUUCACAGGGUGGUGAAAGUGCACGGUGAUGAACUUCACAGGGUGGUGAAAGUGCACGGUGAUGAACUUCACAGGGUGGUGAAAGUGCACGGUGAUGAACUUCACAGGGUGGUGAAAGUGCACGGUGAUGAACUUCACAGGGUGGUGAAAGUGCACGGUGAUGAACUUCACAGGGUGGUGAAAGUGCACGGUGAUGAACUUCACAGGGUGGUGAAAGUGCACGGUGAUGAGCUUGAUGCUCUUUUCCAUUAAAUAUUGAGGGUCUUAUUCUGGUGACAUGAUGAUCGAUGCUUGGCUGCUGUUUGACAAAUAAAAAUAAUCUCACUCUUUCGUCCAUAAUAAUCUCAUCAUGUAGGCUAUACCCACAUUGUAUCUGCGAGCUGUUGGCUAGAGUGCAAGUACUAAUACACGCUAUUUAACGCAUAUUUUUGGGGAUGAGAAAACCGUCAUUAGAGUUAAAAAUGCGAUGGAAAACAUGGGAAUUUAACUGCAAAAGUCGUUUUUAUGUGCACUACGUCAUCACACAGCCUUUUAUCCUCAACAAGUCCAUCUGAUGGAAACACAUCUCUGGUGAGAAAAUGUACAUAUUGUUUUUUUGCAGAUUUUAGAAUAUUCGCUUGAAAAUCUGUCGCUAAUUGGAUGGAAACCUAGCUAGUGAGCUUGAUAAGGGUUCAACCAGAUCACUAAAGUGGUAUUCUGGAGAAAACUAUAUAACAUUACCAUUUAGCUUGAUAAGAAUGAUAGAAGUUAAGAAUUUAGUGUGAUCUCUUAUUGGGUGAUUACUGUGCUGUGGAAUGAUCAUAGUUAUGCCUCUCUCACAGAAAGUGAAAAGGACUUUCUGGAAGCUAUGCACUUGUAGUGGUCAUUGCACACAGGGCAUAGUUCUGACUAGAGGGAGUACAGCCAUGACCAGAAGUUAGGGUUAGAUUAAACGCUCUCCUAAUCUGCUAUAAAAAGUCAUUUCUGGUUGUAGCUGUAGUCCCUUUCAUCAUAGCCCAUGGAGAGACAUGGCUAUCAACUAAUCACAGCAUUUGUAGUCUUGCUUCCUUAAAUUCUGCCUUUCUCAGAAAUAUUGCAAUAGCAUGUAAGUAUUGCAAUUUAGAGUACGUUGUAUAGUAAUAAGAUUACAAUAUUGAAUAAAAACAAGCCGUCUUUGUAAGACAUUUGGGAUAUGAUUUCAAUUGUCACAUUUAUAAGACACCAUCAAGGCCCCUCCCGAUAAACGCAUGACACCUAUUUCAAUCAUUUGACCUAAUAACCUUUAUGGGGGAAAAAAUAUCAGAAGACACUUUGGCCGAUCUGUUUUUGAAUACCACAUCAUAUACACAUCAAAAUAAAAUGUAUUCUGAAAAUUUAAAUUGGGCCCACUUCACUUUCAGAAGUGACCGUUUGCGACGAGGUUGGCUGUGUGAGUUGGACCAAGUGCACUGGCCGACGGUUGCCAUGACGGCCUGAUGCCCCAAGGGUUUGCUUGGAAAGCCAAGCCCAGCGGGCAUGGGGCCACACGGUAACCAUGACAACCAACACCGCCCAGUGCAGGGGGAGAUGUGGGGACUGUGGGACGAGUGGAGAGGGAGUAUGUCCAUGUCUCCUCUUUCCAACCUUCCACUAAUAGUACUACCCUACCACUGCCAGUAGGGAGGGACGUGGGAAGAGAAAGGUGGAUGGGAGGAGCCUAAGCAUCACUUCUCUAACCUCACUCUUACACUGCUCUCUCCUACUGCCCUGGGCUGUGAUGGGAAAAGAACUGACCUCCACAGAGCUGCCAGGGGGAGCAGCCUGGAAGUCAGAACACACUGAGAGUCAUGUACUGUACAGAACAGACUCACCUUCACAAAGGUUCCCACUGAGAGUCAUAUACUGUACUGUACAGAACAGACUCACCUUCACAAAGGUUCCCACUGAGAGUCAUAUACUGUACUGUACAGAGCAGACUCACCUUCACAAAGGUUCCCACUGAGAGUCAUAUACUGUACUGUACAGAGCAGACUCACCUUCACAAAGGUUCCCACUGAGAGUCAUAUACUGUACUGUACAGAGCAGACUCACCUUCACAAAGGUUCACACUGAGAGUCAUAUACUGUACUGUACAGAGCAGACUCACCUUCACAAAGGUUCACACUGAGAGUCAUAUACUGUACUGUACAGAGCAGACUCACCUUCACAAAGGUUCCCACUGAGAGUCAUAUACUGUACUGUACAGAGCAGACUCACCUUCACAAAGGUUCACACUGAGAGUCAUAUACUGUACUGUACAGAGCAGACUCACCUUCACAAAGGUUCACACUGAGAGUCAUAUACUGUACUGUACAGAACAGACUCACCUUCACAAAGGCUCACACUCAUUUACACAUGCAUAGGACCUUUUCUCAGGUGAACACAAAGUCAUAUACAUGGCAAGCGCAAACACACACACACAGACACCUAUUCUGACGCACACACAUCGUUGACAUUACAACAUUCCAGCAACACUGCAUGUAGAAACACAAAUCCUGUAUGAAGCAACUAAUGUACAGUUUUCAUUACAAAGCCAUAGCGUUAAAUUAGAUUAGUGCUGUUAGUUUUCAUAUCCUACAAUGGAUGAUACAUCCACUUGUAUAAUGAUUAUUGUCAUUACCGUUACCGUCUUGUGAGCUAUCAGAGUGAUCAUAAGACCAUCUGCUGUAGUUUGGCUGGCAGAGUGGCACAGUCAGUCAGAUAGAUAGUGAGACGUCACACUAUUACCACUCACAACACUACAGAUCUAUAAUAACUAGAACAGCACAUCACACUAUAACCACUCACAACACUACAGAUCUAUAAUAACUAGAACAGCACAUCACACUAUUACCACUCACAACACUACAGAUCUAUAAUAACUAGAACAGCACAUCACACUAUAACCACUCACAACACUACAGAUCUAUAAUAACUAGAACAGCACGUCACACUAUUACCACUCACAACACUACAGAUCUAUAAUAACUAGAACAGCACAUCACACUAUUACCACUCACAACACUACAGAUCUAUAAUAACUAGAACUGCACAUCACACUAUUACCACUCACAACACUACAGAUCUAUAAUAACUAGAACAGCACAUCACACUAUAACCACUCACAACACUACAGAUCUAUAAUAACUAGAACAGCACAUCACACUAUAACCACUCACAACACUACAGAUCUAUAAUAACUAGAACUGCAUCCACAAACAACCACUCUUCUCUUUCUCUGAGACGGCCAGUGCGCAAAUGUCUGUGCCCCCCUAGCCCAGUGCGUCCCCCGUCCCCACUGGGUCCUCCUAUGGGAGGGGUCCCUGGCUGGAGACCGAUAACUAAAAAUGUAAAUGAAGUCGUGUGAACUCUGCCCACGCCAUGAGCAUCGUAUAGAGGAGAGUACGGUGGUAUUUAUUAUGACGUGUUCUGUUCUCAUUCGUUUAGUAGCCUCCUUUUUGCGUUACCUCAGUUGAUGCUCUCCGUAAACCAUUUACCAUUAACCGUUUCAACUCUGUGGCAUCCAACAGCGAGAUUAGUCCUGUUCUCAAUACCUAGAGGAGCUUCCAUUCAUUCCACCUUAAAGGCUUGUGUGUGUGUGUGUGUGUGUGUGUGUGUGUGUGUGUGUGUGUGUGUGUGUGUGUGUGUGUGUGUGUGUGUGUGUGUGUGUGUGUGUGUGUGUGUGUGUGUGUGUGUGUGUGUGUGUGUGUGUGUGUGUGUGUGUGUGUGUGUGUGUGUGUGUGUGUGUGUGUGUGGAGGGUUAACUAUUUGCCAUGAUGUAGAUGUUUAGGAAAUUAGAAGGAUCUUUGUGUAGGACACAAGUUCACAAUGCUUUCAAAUCAGAUUAAUUCUGAAGGCUCUGAAAUCAUCCUCCAGUACAUCUGUAGAACAAGCCAACCAAAGGACUGUGUGAUGAUAAAUAGUUCUGUAUUUAUUAAAGUUUAAUGAAGCUGAAUGGAAAUAGAUUAGGAAAUUGGCCUGGUUUUCUCUCUGCCAGAAGAGACGUGUGAGAAUUCAUCUUUGCUCCCAUUGCUCCGGUCUUGAGAACAAAAGUAAUAACUCACUGGAUGUUUCCCAUUCCAUUCUCGUAGUUUUCCAAUAUUCCCCUUUUGGGGAACGUCUGUUGUGGUUGUUGAUGGUGUGAUGGUGUAAACGUCAAUCACAGAUGUAGGGAUUAGAUAAAGGUAUUUAAUUGUGUUAUCUUUCCCUCCUUCUUCUUCUUCAUCAGUUCAUUCCCAGACCUCGUUGUCCCCAUUCACAGUAACUAGGCUGCAGUGUGGUUGUGUGGUAGUUGACACCUGUUCUAUGUGGUUCGGUGAUUCGAUGUUGUCGUGUUUUGAGUUGUUGCUCUGAGUAAUAAUAUCAACCAUGGUGCAGGGACUUGUGCAACUGAAAUAAUGGUAAGGGGUGACCCAGGUUCUCUGAAACGUUGGUUCCUCUCUGGGAACCCUCCUACCCCAGCUUCUAGAUUAGAACCUUCCAUUCUAACUGCGCACUGCAUUCUGGGAUAUAUAUCUGGUAACAGAAACCUCUAGACUGUAUGUAACGUCACUACCAAUAUUCUGUCUGAGUCACUAACCCACAAGAGUAAAGAUGGGAAAUAGUGUUCAAACAGUCCAGAAAUCUGGUCUGAACUGAAAUCAUUCUGAUCCUAGACCAAAGCACAUCUCUAGCUAGCCUCCUGUUCAUUGAGUAUUGUUGAGGGGGAAUUGUAUUUUUCUCACCCUGGGAGGUAUUGCUAUGCUGUCCAGGUUUGAAGAUAAGCAUUUGCAUACAUAUGAAAUCCAUUCGACCUUCAGGGGUCCUUGACUGUACGAGGAAGUAGAGUUGUAGUGUACUUCAUUUGGUGCACUUCAAAUAGAGAACCCUUUGAACUUAUCUCAACCUGCUCUAUCUCCAUCCCUCUACCUCCCCACCUGAACUAGAGCACUCGUUUCCUAGGUUACCACUUCAUUUAACCCUUUGCAGAGCAUGCUGCACAUUCUAAUUAUUUCUAAUGGAUGACGUUCAAAGGAAGGACUGCCCAUUAUUUUCCCUAUUCAACUGAAUAGAACACUGAGAAUUCAGUGUUCUAGGUGGGCUGUCCUCGUUGCCUUUUAUGUUUCUGGGGGAGACUAGAAUGGGAGACAUCAGAGUGACUGAGCGAGUGUCUCGUCUCGAGAAAGUCUUGAGAAACUAGGCUGAGCGCUCCCCUGCCUCCCUCCCCCAGUUUGUCCUUGCCCUGCAGAGUGUGUGCAUGCAUGUUUAUGUGUGCAUGAGAGACAGAGAGGCGAGACGUCCCAUUUUCAGCAGCCCCUGUUGUAGGGUAUACCCCCAAUGGGAAACCCCUCUAAGCUUGGCCCAGAGAAUACACUGAUGAUAAUGAAACUAAAACCAGACUCAGAUAAAAGGGGGAUCAUUAGCAGCUACAACGUUUUAAUAAUUUAAUCUUUUUGAAGUGCGUGUCUCUAUUUUACACCAAGGUUAGGGAAAGCAGCGGGUUUCUGCCCUUGAUUUCGGUGGCAUUCAUUUCCCCCCAGCCCAUUAUUAAAACAUCAAAGGAAUUGGAUUUGCAGUGUGUCCUUAUUUGGGCCAACAUAAACUAGGAUAGUAGUGUAUUUUAACCACUCACCUCACACAAUUUUAAAGUUACCAUUGCCCUUAGCUUCAAUCAUCCUGUCGACUGCAUUUUCAAAGGAUUCGUUAGACUCCUGUCAUUCCAGAUAUCAUUGAACUAACUGGGCUAGCUGAGGAUGACAUAUGAUAGAGUGAAACAGAUAGAAGGAGAGAAGCAGAACUGGUUGGGUUAACAUUUGGGCUUCACAGGUUAAUUCCUCUGACCCUUUUCUUUACAUUAUAGAGAGCCAUGUUCUCCAGAGACUCAAUUAUUUGUCACGGUCUCUAUUUCCUUACCAGGACACAGGGUUCAAACUAUCUACUCCCUGAAGAAAUAAAGACCCUCUCUUUUUAAGGAACCCACAAGAGUCAGUAUGUAAUCGGAACUCUGAUAUUUAACCCUGAAGGUUACAGCAACUUUGAGAUUCCUUCUGUAUUGAAAAGCGCUGUAUAAAAUGUAUCUAUUAUUACUAUGAUCAUUAUUUCCAUCAAUAAAGGCUGGCGGGUCUUGACCAGAACACUGCUGUGGACAGUAACCCCACUUUCAGUAUGGUCAUACUGACCCCUGGUGGUGAAAUGGGGCAUAGCAGAUUACAUGUGUUGACCAUAUUCACAAACUACCGUUAUUGAUGGGAGCAAUUCUGCCUGCACUGGAUCUCAGAUGAUUACCCAUGACCAAACACUAUCAUGGAAAUCCAAUUGACGGUUAGCUUGGCAAGUCAGUAUUUUACUGGUUUGAUAUCUGACUGAUAAAACAUUCAUUCAAUUUAGCGUUGGUUAUUUGCCAUCAUAACUGUGAUUCUAAGCCUGUAGACCUGAGAGAGAUGUAUAGAUGAAACACAGAUGCUGCGUUGGCUCCAUUGACUGUAGCUCAGACUGUCUGUUAGUGUUUAAAAAGUUCAACACUUUUCUGACCCCCUCGGCUUCCAAUAGUAAUGAUAGCAAACAUGAAUAACCAUUUCAAUAUGUAACACUGUAUUACGCUUCUGUAAGUCUGAUGAUUCCUCUGAAGAGAUGGAUCAUUUCUUUUUCAAGCAAAACUUUUUUUUUUUGGUGAGUUUAGCAGGUUUGAUCUAUGCAUGCCUAUAAUAUACCUGGUCUUGCCAACCACUGAAUUGCAUUGGUAGGGAGAGAAAUGUGUGCCAUAGAUGCUAGCCAUAGGACUGGGUGUAACCAACUGCCAUAAAAACCAGACUCCUGUCCUCAGCAGCCGAUACUCCCCUGUAGCUGAAUAUGGAGAGACUUUUUCUUCUAAUGAUUUCGAUCUCAUAGUACAUCUGAGCAUGUAUACUUUGUGUAUCUUGAAAGGUUUUAUAUUUUGUAAAUCAAGGACUAAAGGAAUCUUUUGUUUUUGCGGGACCAUUGUGGUGUUUCAACUUUCCAUUCACCCCUUUUAACUUUGUCUACUUUUCAUGACUCACAAAUCAAUGCUCUGUAAAUAUAGGAUUCAUAACUCAUGACCCCCAGAAAAUAUCAGGCGUGAGAGGAAGGAUAUGGCACUCCCAGACCUGGCCGUCCCUCCUUCCUAGGUUUCUAAUCUCCAGUAUAAUGAAAAAAGUGAAUAUGGUGUCAUUUUAAUUCAAACGAGACGGUGCCAGGAACAUACUGUCCCUCUACCAGGUCUGAGCUGACCAAGCCUCUCCCACUCAUAACAAAGGUUAAAUAGGGAAUUAAUUCUCUCUGUACAACAACAGUCAAUCUCCCACCAUAGGACCACCAUAGAGAUUCCUGAGAUUCUUCCCUACUCUUUAUUCUUUUCAUUUGUGUAGAGACAACUCUCUGAGGUCCCACGGUGGACCUUCCCAAGCUGUCACUGGGCAACCUUAUCAAAGAACCACCAUUUCAGGUUGUUGUGUGGAGCACCUUGAGACCAUAUGAAAAACACACACAUUGUGGCUUCUCUGUUUCUCUCUAUUUGUUUGUUUCAUUGCAGUAAAGUCUUUAUUAAACCACUGUUGAAUGGUACAGUAAAUAGUAAAGCUUCGCUGCAUCCUGACAUUAUCACCUCGCUAUGAAAUUUGGAAUCUUUUUACUUUCUUCUGUGGUUUUAUUUGUUGCGUUGUUGUUCUAAAUAAUAGUGGAGAAACCUAGGAAUGGGUGCCGAACCAUGUCGCUCCACCAAAAGGCUCGCCCAGUGACACACACACAGUUACAGGGGAAAGGUUCUAAUCUCAAAAUCACAAUUCUAAUUCACUGGAGUCUCAAAUUCAAAACGGUAUUCCACUUCCUACUAAAAAUAGUCCUUGAACCCUUGGCUUUGGAGGACAGAACUGUACAUAUUCAAUAGUAGCCAUAUUACGUGAUCUUAUCUCUAGACCUCUUCUGCCAUGUCUGACAGAGGAAAAUGACUGUUGAAUAUGUGUAAAUACUGUAGGUAUGGUUGUGUAGGAGAUAGGAAGUCUUUGUAAUAUUCUAGUGUUCCUUCUCCAAGGGUCCAAUCCAUUUCAACCAGUCGCAUAGCAACUUGGUGAUGACUUGUAGGAGAGGUAUAAUAUACAGUAUAUACAGUGCUAUCGGAAAGUAUUCAGACCCCUUCCCUUUUUCCACAUUUUGUUACGUUACAGCCUUAUUCUAAAAAUGAUUAAACCUUUGUUUCUCCCUUAUCGGUCUACACACAAUACCCCACAACAAAAAUUCAAAAACAGGUUUUAAGACAUUUUAGCAAAUAAAUAAAAAUAAAAAACGGAAAUAUAAAAUGUACAUAAGUAUUCAGACCCUUUACUCAGUACUUUAUUGAAGCACCUUUGGCAACGAUUACAGCCUCUAGACUUAUUGGGUAUGAUGCUACAUGCUUGGCACACCUGUAUUUGGGGAAUUUCUCCCAUUCUUCUCUGCAGAGCCUCUCAAGCUCUGUCAGGUUGGAUGGGAAGCGUCGCUGUACAGCUAUUUUCAGGUCUCUCCAGAGAAAUUUGAUUGGGUUCAAGUCUGGGCUCUGGCUGGGCCACUCAAGGACAUUCAUAGACUUGUCCCAAAGGCACUCCUGCGUUGUCUUGGCUGUGUGCUUAGGGUCAUUGUCCUGUUGGAAGGUGAACCUUCGCCCCAGUCUGAGGUCUUCAGCGCUCUGGAACAGGUUUUCAUCAAGGAUCUCUCUCUAUUUUGCUCCAUUAAUCUUUCCCUCAAUCCUGACUAGACUCCCAGUCCCUGCCGCUGAAAAACAUCCCCAUAGCAUGAGGCUGCCACCACCAUGCUUCGCCGUGAGGAUGGUGCCAGGUUUCCUCCAGACGUGACGCUUGGCAUUCAGGCCAAAGAGUUCAAUCUUGGUUUCAUCAGACUAGAGAAUCUUGUUUCUCAUGGUCUGACAGUCCUUUAGGUGCCUUUUGGCAAACUCCAAGGGGGCUGUCAUGUGCCUUUUACUGGGGAGUGGCUUCCGUCUGGCCUCUCCACCAUAAAGGCCUGGUUGGUGGAGGGCUGCAGAGAUGGUUGUCCUUCUGGAAGGUUCUCCCAUCACCAGAGAGGAACUCUGGAGCUCUGUCAGAGUGACCAUCAGGUUCUUGUUCACCUCCCUGACCAAGGCCCUUCUCCCCUGAUUACUCAGUUUGGCCGGGCGACCAGCUCUAGCAAGAGUCUUAGGGGUUCCAAACUUCUUCCAUUUAAGAAUGUCGGCGGCCACUGUGUUCUUGGGGACCUGCAACUCUGCAGACAUUUUUUGGUACACUACCCAGAUCUGUGACUCGACACAAUCCUGUCUCGGAGCUCUGAGGACAAUUCCUUGUCCUCAUGACUUGGUUUUUGCUCUGAAAUGCACUGUCAACUGUGGAAGCUUAUAUAACCAGUGUGUGCCAUUCCAAAUCAUGUCCAAUCAAUUGAAUUUACCACAGGUGGACUCCAAUCAAGUUGUAGAAACAUAUCAAGGAUGAUCAAUGGAAACAAGAUGCACCUGACCUCAAUUUCGAGUCUCAUAGCAAAGGCUCUUAAUACUUAUGUAAAUAAGGUAUUUCUGUUUUUUGUAUUUUGUAUUUGUAUUAAAUUUGCAAACAUUUCAAAAAAUCUGUUUUCUCUUUUUCAUUAUGGGGUACUGUUUGUAAAUUGAUGAGGGAAAAAAACAUUUGAUCCAUUUCAGAAUAAGACUGUAAUGUAACUAAAUGUGGAAAAAGCCAAGGGGUCUGAAUACUUUCCGAAUGAACUGUAUAUCUGUCUCUCAAGUAUCUGGGGUCUUUUUUAUUUGUAUAAGUGUUUUAUACUGUCUGUCUUGUGAAAGAGGAACUCUUUUUGUCAUAAAAGCAUGUUGUUACACUGUUA